UUUUAUAGGUAAAGUGAGAAUGUCGUAUGGCCAUAGAUGAGUCGUGUGUGUGCGCAAGAGAUCCAUUGAUUAUCAGUCAGAGAUAACAAGAUGCACUACCUCUCAGAUCAUCGUCUGUUUAUCAUCUUAAGAGAAAGAAAUUGUGAGUAGUUAAACCGAGCUAAAGUAUUAGAACCACGAAGACGAUAAGAAAAAAAAGAAGUUAAAGAGAAUCAACGAGUAAUGGGAAGAUGGUGAAGGAGUACUACGGUCACUGGCAUGGGUUCGCAAUCGCUGGAAGUAUUGAGACAAGGCGUUUGGGCGAGCUUGACAGGAGGCUGGUUUUACGAUCCACAUCUCGAUAUAUUUUCCAAUACAUUUCAUUUAUAUGUGUGGCUCUUUUUACUAUGUUUGCCCUUCACAAUUUAUCUGUUCUUUCCUCCAACGUUUUACGUUUGGUUGGCAUACUGCGCAUCUAUAGUGACGCUAUUUGGCACAAUAAAAUGUGUGAAUCAUGCGCUUCAUUGUGUUUACGAUACCAGCGAAUAUUUGGAAGAACCAGGCCCAUGUGUAAGUCAAAAGAAAUCAGAAAGCGAGAAGAAACGUGCGUCUCGUAGUAAAUGUCAUGAGCGGUGUUUAGAUCAAGCAGAUCUUGGCAUUGAAUUACAAGUAUUAAAUGGAAAAACUGAUACACCACCCGUAGAAUGUUCCUCAAGAAAUUCAUACAUCGAACCAAGUGCAGAUGCUGAUAGCAUAACUUCAGAAUAUAAUCGUGAUAAACUGAGUUCAACGAUAGAUUUAAAAGUUGAAAUUCAUCGAAAAAAUAGUUCCGAAAGUUCUGAAGAAGCACAGCAAUUAAAUAAACAAACAGCAACAGCUAUAAACGUACAUGAAGCUGAAUUAGCUACAGCUCAAGAGCAUGAACCAAGACUGAAAAUUAAAAUUGACGAUUGGCGAUUAACACAUCAAACUUGUAGACUUAAAAUAAAAGAUCGUCCUGGAGCACGAAAACUUUGUAGACAUGCAUCAGAAGAUUCUCAGAGUCGUCAUGCAAAUCAAGGAACAUUAGGAAAGACAGGCUCUGAAAGUCGUAUUAAACAAACAAGUUCUUUAGAACUAGAACAGCAUGGUGAGGAUUUUCCAUAUUGGAAAUCCAAUCAAAGUGUUCGGAGACUCGCUUCCAAUUCUACACCAAUGGAAACUCAUCUGAAUACAGAUCAUCCGCAAAGUUUAGAAACUAUCUCAAAGAAAAAAGAUUUGGAUAAAAUUAAAAUGCCAUCACAUCCUCAAUCAUUAGAAGUUAUUGCCAAAAAACUCCAUCAACAAUUGGUGCAUCCUCAAAGUUUAGAGACGAUCGGUGCAGCUGGUAAAAAUACUGGAUCUUCAGAUGACAAUAAUUUACCACUUCAUCCGCAAAGUUUAGAAACGAUCAAUACAAAAAAGAUUUUACCACAAAAUACAUUAAAGCGUAAUCAACUAAUAUUAUUACCUUAUCUAAGCUAUGGAUCUGAGAUAGUUCAUCCAAUAGCUGAACAAAGUGACGAGCAAUUUGCUAAUGAAAGUGCAGGUGGAUAUUGUCAUCGUGAUUCAUAUAAUCCCUUGUUAACAAGAAAAACUGUAGGCGACUCUAGUACCUGUUCUAAUCGUGAUCGAAGUUUAAGUGCUGGAGGUUUUGAUAAUAGAUUUUCUAGAUUCAAUGGGGAUGUAGUAGCCAUAGACAAUGAUUCAGCUAAUUCUCGAGAAGCACUUUUAGAGGAAGGAAUGUCAACAUUCAAAAGACGAUUUAGCAAUGCAAGUGCCAGUAGCCAUGAACUUUCUGAUAAUGAAAGACGAAAAGAAGCACCAGAAAAUGGUAAAAAAGCUGACGAUCCAUUAAAUACUGGUAGUAUUGUUGGAAUUGAUUGGUUGUUUGAAAAUGGAGAUUGUCCUGCUGAAUCUUGGACAAACAAAAAUUAUCACUCAAAAGAGCCGGAUUCCGAGUCUUCAAGUACAACAACAUUAAGUAUUGAUAAUGAAAUAAGAAAAACUCUUCUCCCAAGUUCGAAUGCAACAGACAACAAACGUCAUCAAGGUGCAAUUCCAAAGCAAAACCGUCCAAAAGCAUGUACAGAUGUAUUAAACAAUGUCAACUGUUUGUCUGAAGCUACUACAAGUAAAUCACGAAAAACACUGGAAUCUCGUAGAGAUCGUGAUAGAAAACAAUUAAAUGAAUGUAACCAAUUUGAACAAACUAGCUCAAACAACGAAUUAAGUACACUUCUUGCUAAUCAAGCACCUCCUUCACUCCCUAUUUUGUUAAAAUCUGAUGCUCGAACUAGUGGAUCAAUUGUUCCUAAUUCUACUGGAACUGUCAGGCUUACUGCACCUAAUAUUUCAAAGGGAAAUCAUCCACCAAGAAAAUUAAAACGUCAACGAGUAUGUAGAAGAACUAGACGUGAUGAAAAUUUAGAAGUUUUAACAGCACUUGAAGGAUUGAUAUCAAAUGGAGACUAUCAUCUAGCUACAAAUCAUAAUGAUACAAGUGAAGGUGCAAUUCAUUACUUUCGUGAUGAUAAUGGAAGAUGGCUUACCUACACAUUUGAUGAAAAGAGUUCAGGAGUAGCAACAACAGCAUCAAUUCUACCUAGUUCAAAUGAUAAAUUCUUGAAUUCCUUAUUACUACAUCAACGCAGUCAAAAUGGUCUUCUCGAUCCACAUUGUUUGGGCGAUUCUCUUAGCAAUAGUUACAGCAGUCUCUCUUUGAAUUCUGCGGGGUUAACAUUAAUCAUUGAUACUCCUCCAGUAUUAUCUAGUCCUGCUGCAAAUAAUCAAACAAAAACUCAAAAUUCUUUACCAGCAAAUAUGGUUUCAACCAACAUUAGAACCUCCAAUGUAUUUGAUCCAGGUAUGCUUUUUGAAAGAGAUUUUUUCUUUCGAAUGAGAACUACUCGUAACUGUCGAAUUCAUCAUUUACUUGAAAAUAUUAAUGUUAAUUCUCAACCAGCAGAGAAUCAGAACCAAAUGUCGGUUCUGCCACUACCGAAUCACCAAGAAUCCGAUAUGAACAACAGUUUAUCAUGGAACAGAUUCAUCGACGGAUUGGAUGGCUCAAAUGAUUCUAAAUCUAAACCUACGAGACAUUAUUACAAAUGGAAAAUUGGAAAGCUUCCUCAUAUAAAAGUUCGAUUUGAUCGGCUUUCAUUACUUGCUCUGUUAGAUAGAAAUUUAACUAUCAUAGAGACGAUAAUAUCAACAUUUUUAGCAGUAGCAGUAGCUGGUCUGGGCCUCUUAUUACUGCAACAAGGAUUUUAUCGUGAUAUUUUUGCUUUUCUCUUCUGUUUUGUUACGGCUGGAUGUCAGUACUCACUAUUAAAAUCAGUUCAACCUGAUGCAGCAUCACCAACACAUGGAUUCAACCGAAUUAUUGUCUUUUCUCGACCAGUUUAUUUCAUUAUCGUCUCAAGUAUCAUCCUUAUUCUCAAUGAAUCUUUGCACAACUUUAAGAAUUCAGAUUUUCGAGUCUACGGUCUACGAGUGGCUGACUAUGACACAAUAAGUCAAGUGAGAAAUGUGUUGUUAAUAUUUUUACUAAUGUUUCCCAUUAUUUUUUCUCUUGGACUUUUUCCCCAGAUUAAUACGUUUCUUAUGUAUAUCUGUGAACACUUGGAUAUUCAUAUAUUUGGAGGAACAGCAACAACAUCAUUAGUUUCAUCGAUUUAUAGUUUAUCGAGAAGUGUUAUAACUGUAGCAAUUCUCUACGGUUUUGCUUACGGAGCUUUAACAGAACCAAAAUCUUCCCAACACAUACUUUUUUCUAUAUUCGCUGGAUUACUUGUAUCUAUUUCUUAUCACUUGAGUAGAUCCUCAUCAGAUCCUUCAGUUAUUUGGGACAUUGUAAAGACAAAUUUGUGGCCACCAGAAAUGUACCUUGAAGAAAUGGAGGCAAAAGUUAUCGAGAAUACAUCAAGACAAGAUACAUCAACAACGAUCUACAAAGAUACUAAAGUAAAACCAUCCGGACGAAAAAAAGAUGUUAAAAUAAAAAUUGGAGAACAAAUUUCUGAUGCAGAAUUAGUGGAUCCACUACCACAAAAAUUGAGAUCAACUGUCAAAGCUAGAUUAAAAAAUGAUUUAAUAGUUUGUAUUGUUAUUGGUGUUCUAUCAUUUACUAUUCAUUGUUCGACAGUUUUCACGACUCUUCAACCAGAAUUAAAUCCUGUAUUAUGGGGAAUCGUCAGCUGUUUAGGAUUUCUAUUGCAUUAUAUUGUGCCGCAACUAAGAAAACAACUUCCGUGGUUAUGUCUAGCAAGACCAGUGUUAAGGAGUCAUGAACAUGCUCAAUUCGAAGUUCGUGAGCCUGUAAAAAUUAUGUGGUAUGAAAAAGUUUAUGUUUGUUUAUGUUUUAUAGAAAGGAACAUACUUUACCCACUUGUCUUCCUCGGCGCUCUAACUGAGUGUUCAUCGAAAAUCGUUGAAAAAUUCGGUGAAAGUGUCGGUGCAUUAAUAAUUGUUAUUUGUGGACUAAAAUCAUUACGAUCUGCUUAUGCAGAUCCAUCAUCUCGUUAUUUAGUGUUAGUGUUUUCAGUACUAUUUUUUAGAAUUGACUAUAAAAAUUUAAGUGAAACGUUUCUCGUUGAUUAUUUUAUAGCUGGAAUUAUUUUUGCAAAAGUCUAUGAACUUUUGUUAAAAAUUCGUUUCAUAGUAACGUAUAUAGCUCCAUGGCAAGUAACAUGGGGAAGUGCAUUUCAUGCAUUUGCACAACCAUUUUCAGUUCCUCAUUCAGCAAUGCUUUUUCUUCAAGCUACGAUCUCAGCAAUUCUCAGUACUCCACUUAACCCAUUGCUUGGAAGUGCGAUAUUCAUUUGCUCAUACGUGAGACCAAUUAAAUUUUGGGAGCGUGACUACAAAACUCGUAGAGUUGAUAAUUCAAACACAAGAAUGUCAUCACAUUUAGAACGAAAUCUUGGAGCUGAUGAUAAUAAUCUAAAUUCAAUUUUUUACGAACAAUUAACUCGAUCUCUUCAGCACAGUCUUUAUGGAGAUUUAGCUCUUGGACGAUGGGGUAACGUAGAACAAGGAGACUGUUUUCUUCUAGCUUCAGACUAUCUUAAUUGUCUUGUUCACGUUGUUCAACUUGCUAACGGAUUAGUAACUUUUCAAUUACGUGGUCUAGAGUUCAAAGGAACAUAUUGUCAACAAAGAGAAGUAGAAGCAAUUACAGAAAACAUUGAAGAAAACGAUAAUUGUUGUUGCUGUGAAAUGGGUCAUUUCUCCAAUGUCUUAAGUAUGAAUGCAGCCUUUGGACAACGAUGGUUAGCUUGGGAAGUAGCCAGUGCUAAAUAUGUUCUUGAAGGAUAUUCGAUAUCCGACAAUUCUGCUGGAUCUAUGUUACAGGUUUUUGAUUUUCGUAAAGUUCUUCUCACUUAUUAUGUAAAAAGUAUAGUUUUUUAUGUAAUUAAAUCACCGAAAUUAAAACAAUGGUUAGACAAUACAGACAUUACUGAUGCUCUAAAGCCAACACUUGAGAAAAACUUUGUUGAUUUAGAUCCCGUCUUUAAUAUGAACGUCGAUGAAGAUUUUGAUUUUCGUGCCAGUGGUAUAUCAAGAAGUAGUUUUUGCAAUGUAUACCUUGAUUGGAUUCAAUUUUGUGCUGUGAAAGUUGAUAAAACUCUUGAAAGAACUCGUGACUCUCCUCUUGUGUCUUUAUGUCUUGCAUUGAGUCUUUUAGGGAGACGAGUCCUUGGAGCCGCGUCUCAUACCACAGUUUCAAGUGUGGAAUUUUUUCUUUAUGGAUUACAUGCUCUAUUUAAAGGAGACUUUAGAAUUACAUCAGUGCGUGAUGAAUGGGUGUUACAUGAUGUAGAUUUACUUCGCAGUGUUGUUGCAAAAGGAGUAAGAAUGGCGCUAAAACUUCAUCAGGAUCAUUUUAUGAGCCCAGAACAAUAUGAAGAUGUUUCCGCUUUAUUUGAAGCUAUUGAUAAUCAUGAUCGACAUCUUGUGAUUAGUCAUGAAGCAGAUCCUUUGUGGAGAAAUGCCAUUUUAAAUGGAGCAACAAGUUUAUUAGCUUUGAGACAUGUUGUAGAUGAAGGUGUUAAUGAUUAUAAAAUAAUUAUGUUAAACAAACGUUUUUUAAGCUUUCGUGUAAUAAAAAUGAAUCGAGAAUGUGUCCGCGGACUAUGGGCUGGACAACAACAAGAGUUAAUCUACUUAAGAAAUCGCAAUGCGGAAAGAGGAUCAAUACAAAAUGCAAAACAAGCCUUAAGAAAUAUUAUUAAUAGUUCUUGUGAUCAACCUAUUGGAUACCCAAUUUAUGUUUCACCUCUUACUACUAGUUAUGCUGAAAGUAAUGAACAACUGUGUUCUAUUAUUGGAGGACCACUUAGUUUAAAUACCAUCAAAGAUAAUGUUCUUAAGUUGUGGAGAAAAGUUAGAAGACGAUGUGGUCAGGGAUGCUCUUCAGGAGGAACUGGAUCUCAAGAUGAUGGGGGUUUUGGUAAUGAUGGAGUUUAUGCUAUGACUACUUACAAUAUUCAUUCAGGAUACAGCCAAUCAGGUCAUAACACCUCUGGGUCUCAAUCUAUGGAUUCUGGAUGUCAAAUUGGAGGAUCAGCAGGUCGUGGGUCAUUAGGAAGAGCUAAUACUGGCUCUUUAGGAGGUAAUAGAGGUUCUUUGGCGUCAGUUGGUAAACCAACAAGUUCAACAUUAGCAAGUCUUGCUGGGUUACUGAGUAAUAAUGACAUCAAAACAGAAUCUAAAUGUGAAACAAGUUUUUCUGGAAAAGUAGAUAAAGAAGAAAUAUCUCAGCGUGUAAGAAUAAUGGAUCCAAAUCAAGUUUAUGAUGCCAUUAAUCUUGGAAGACGUAUUGAUGUUAUUUGGCCCGAUGAGAAGAUGAGACAACAAGGUGGUAGAACUGGUUGGCAACAUUGGGUGCCUGAAAGAGGAAUGGAAGGCUGUGUUGUACAUCGAUGGUUCCCUAAUCAUCGUGAUCCUAAUCGUCGUUCUCAUGUCGAUAAAGUUAUACUUCUUGUAAAAAUUGAUGAUAAAUAUGUCCCGAUAGCAGAGCAAGGUGUAAGAGACUUAGGUGCGGAAGUUUAGAAUCAUUUUUAAAGAGUGUAUUGUUUAUCUAAUAUUCUUUUUACCUUUGAUGAGGUCAUGUACAGAAAGUUUUGUGAUGAUUAUUCGUGAAAAACGUUGUUAAAGUGCAACGUCUCAAGCGUUUUACGAGAUUACAGCACAUCGAAAGCUGUUCUCGAUGUUAUACCAAACAUAUUGUACUAUAUUGUGUAUUAUAAUAUUUAUGUUAUUAGAAAUGAAUGGAAUUUCAUAUUGAGAUUGUUACUAAACGAUAUAAAAACGUCUUUGUAAAUAAUUGAAAUUUUUCUAUCAUCGUCAUUAUGUUUAAGGCGAAGAAAAGAAAAAAAAAUAUUUUUCUUAAGAAAAUAUGAAAAUAUGACGAUCAUAGGAAUUAUUGAUUGAAAAAAAAGAAUUAAAAUCGAACGCGAUUAUCAAUUUGUAAAUAACGUUAUUCGUGUUUUUCUACAUUUUGUUACAUUUUUUUUAAAAAGGACUAUGCAUUAAAAAUAAGCUGUAAAUAGCCAAAUACUUAUGUAAACAAUUAAAGAGGUUAAUAUAGUAUCUAAAUUAUAUAUGUUGAUGGGAGCAAUCGCUCAAGAAAUAAUUGACAAAACCUUCUAACGAAAGAAGGACAUAUCUAUCAUACCAGACGCUUAUACAUUAAUUUCAUUAUAAGUUAAAAUCAUUAUCAUUAUUAUAGUAAUCAAAUACCAAUUGAAUUUUUAUUAAUGAUUACAAAUUACAAUCAUCAUUGUGUUUUUAUGGGGCCGAAUCAAAUCUAAAUAAUCCAUUUAUUAAAAAUAUUUUUGUUGGCUUUUUUAUAUCACUUUGACAAUAGUUCAAUUGCAUUGUUAUUUUUCUGUUUACUUAAUUUUUAAUUUACAUAUCCACUGAUUAUUAUAUAGAUAAUUGUAAGGGCCGUUUGUUCGUUAUUUACGGCAAUGAUUAUCCGUUUAUUUAUAUAUAUAAUCAGUGAAUCACAAUAUUGCCUUAUCAUGGUGUUUUAAAUAACACCUGACUGAUGAUAAAAACAAAAAAACUUAGCUAGUCUUUAAAUUACUGGCAAGAACACUUUAAAAGCCAGUUUUAAGGUAUUCUGAGACAAAUUGUUGCUGCAUUUUUUUAAUUAACAGGGAGACACAGUCAAGUGGCCAAACAAUCAUGGUUACUCGGUCGGCCUAUUCUCUCCUGUAUGAUUAUGUAUGUUUCUAAAUAAUACAAAAUGAAUAAAAAUACUUAUAGUGAAUGUGACAUAAAUAAAAAGACUUAACUAUUAAAAA
Chelonus insularis is the source of this 8312-nucleotide messenger RNA. RefSeq names its product pecanex (gene pcx). Lineage: Eukaryota; Metazoa; Arthropoda; Insecta; Hymenoptera; Braconidae. The record is from RefSeq and is a predicted model, not a curated record. Bases 259 to 7053 code for a protein of 2264 amino acids. The transcript is spliced from 10 exons. Gene Ontology annotation, cellular component: membrane; endoplasmic reticulum. Gene Ontology annotation, biological process: endoplasmic reticulum organization.